AUGCUUUUUGUUUUAAUAGCCCUCUCUUGUGUAUGCUCUGCCUUUACAUAUGAUGAAGAAGACUUGUUAGCAUUUGAUGAUUAUCUUGAUUAUCUUGAUGAGUUUGUUGAUAUGGAAGAGGAUUGGUCUCUUGGAGGAAUUCAAGAGAAAUUUAAUAAUGUUGUUAAUAAAGUGAACGAUAAAAUUGAUUAUUACCAGAAGAAAGGAAAUGAUUUUAUUAAUAAAGCUAAUCAAAGAAUUGAUAAAGCUCAAAAGAGUGUUAAUAAUUUUAUUAAUAAAGGACAAAAAGUUACUGAUAAACUUCAAAGUGGAUUUAAUAAAGUUAUGAAUGUUGGAAAAGGAGUUGUUGGUAUUUUUAAUAAAGAUGCUGCUAAAAAGAUGGAUGAUUUCCAAAAGAAAACUAAUAAAGUUGUUGAUAGUGCUCAAAGUAAAGUUGCUGCUGCUCAAAAGAAAGCAAAUAAUAUGAUUGAUAAAACUCAAAAAACAGUGAAAGAAGUUCAAACUAAAGUAAAUAAGGGACUUGAUAAAGGACAAGCAAUAAGUAGAAAAGUUCAAACAAAAACUAAUAAAGUAAUGAACACUGUUGGUAAUGCUGCUAAAAAAGUUGGAAAGUUUUCUGAUAAACUUGGAAAAACAGCAGAUAAAGUAGCUAAGUUUGCUGGUAAAUUUGCUGGAAAAGAAGGAAAAUUUGGAAAAUUUGCUUCUGCUAUACAAAAAGGAGCAAGUGGAGUUUCUAAAACUGCAAAAAAAGUAAGUCAAUUUAGUAAAAAACUCAGUGAUACAAAAGGCAAUAAAUCAAGAAAACACGGUGGAAGUGGUGGUAGUUUCGGAAAAGGAAAAUCAUCAGGAAGUUCAAAACCUAAAGCAUCAAAAAGAAGUGUACCAAAGAAAAGUGCACCAAAAAGAAGUGCACCAAAAAGACAAACUGCAAAAAGAAGUGCUGGAAAGAAAGGAAAGAAAUAA
Messenger RNA from Entamoeba nuttalli P19, 963 nucleotides. RefSeq lists its product as hypothetical. The record is from RefSeq and is a predicted model, not a curated record. Lineage: Eukaryota; Evosea; Mastigamoebida; Endamoebidae. The transcript has a single exon. Bases 1 to 963 code for a protein of 320 amino acids.